GGCCCUUCAGCCGGGACCGUAAGGGCGAGCUUUUCCGAAAUAAGGAAAUGAAAGUUAUUGCUGCAAUGUUGUUUUUUUAAGUGUGUGUGUUUUGUGUUUAUGUUUUAGAAACAGAAAGAAAACCUGUAUCUUGUUUCUUUGUUCGAGGCCAGCAGGAACGGAAUGUGGUACUUGGAGAAAGAAAUGGUAGCGAAGAGCUGAUGUGACUAGAUCCGACUACACAAGAAGCGCAAGUCGAAAUGGCUGACUUGUUUUGGUUGUUUGGAAGUUGGGAGCGGGGCUGCGGCAAAGUUCUUUUAAUGACGCUUUGUUAAAAAGAAUGGCAAAUUACUGACUAUGUAGCUGCAUCAUUAAUAGUUUAUGCGUUGGAAAGACUUGAUUUUAUUUAUAAUAUUAAUUAUAAACAUGGCUUUACGUGACAUUGAGAAAAACGCUGGCGUGGCAGUAAUGAUGCUGCAGCACUCCCUACCACAAAAGCACAAUGUGCUGUCCUUUGACAUUUGACCCUCAUUUCUUGGAGGAGCCUUUUGAUAGUCCUCCCUCUUUGGGGAUGCUGUACUGCAUCAGUGCUCUACUGCAGUAAACAAACAAAAUAUUCUUCUACUCAGUGUAUGGUCCCUUCUUGGUGAAAAUUCAUGUGAUGAUGCAGAAUACUUCAUCACUGGCCAAUGCUGUCCAAUGUGUGCACCAGGUGACAGGGUUAAUCAGCACUGUGAUGAUAAAACGGGCACGUCUUGCAUCCCUUGCACUCAAGGCACUUACAUGGAUCAUCCUAACGGACUAACAGAGUGCUUCAAAUGUCAGCUUUGUGACCUGGGACUUGGGCUGCAGGAAGUAAAGAAGUGUACUUAUACAAGCAAUGCUGUAUGUGAUUGCCGUGGUGGGUAUUUCUGUGUUGAACUUAAAGGAGAAGGAUGUGGCGUGUGCAGAAAACAUUCCGUUUCCAAGCCUGGGUACAGAGUGAAGGAAAAUGGUACCACGAGAAGUGACACGGUGAUUGAGGCAUGCCCUCUUGGAACAUUUUCUGCAGAAGAAAUGUCAGAGAAGUGUAUAGAAUGGAAAGACUGUGCUAAAUUGGGUUUAUUGGAAAUCGAACCUGGAACAUCGACAAAAGAUGCUGUUUGCAAAGAAAAGUCUUACAGGCAUCGAUGGGUUAUCAGUCUGGCCUUCAUAUCGGCACCACUAAUUCUUCUUCUUUUGACACUCCAUUUUCAAGGAUUUGUGAAAGUCCGUACUCUUGGAGAUGUUCCCAUUGAAAAUAAUGCACCUCUGCCUUUUGAUGCAUCUUCCUCUGAAAAUCGCAUGAGUGAAAGCUGUGACAACCAAGGAAAAUCUGAAGUUUCAAAACAACCAGUUGAGAGUGAAACAAGGAAGAAUAACUGUAAAUCCACUCUUCCCAUUCAAGAGUCAUGUGGACUGACGUAACAAAACCAUUUUGUGUCGGGACUAGUUCCUAGCAAAGUGUUAAUGAGUAAAAAUCCGGUUAAAUGUCAUACACUAGUUAAUUAAGCAGCAGUAAGUGCUAACUUCAGUAACCUGGAUGCUGAAGGGCUUCAUUCUCCAGAGAGUAACAGCCAGCAGAUCACAUUUUCUAUUUAAUAGAUUACUGAAUAUCUUAACAGAUGAAGGGUAAUGGGAAGGCUGAAAGCUAGGUAAAGAUUGCUGAGAGAAAGAAGAGUUGUCUCCUGCAGAGACGGUUUGCACAUGGGACCUGGGAUGAUAUUCAUACUGAUUAAGUUUGGUUAAGGCACUGGAGAACGUCCCGUGCAAUUUCAGUAGUGAGGGCUGUAGAGCUGAUCCUUGUGUGAGAAGAGAGAAGGAACAAGCCAUGUUACAGGGGUGCCCCUUCAAAGUAUAUAAUUCUCAUAACAUCGAAAUUCAAAACACAGACCAUAACAUAAAAAACCAAAACACUGAAAACUCAUUAUCGAAUUUCAUAACAUUGAAAAUGUACAACAUCGAUUAGUAUCACCAAACAUGUAAAUGUUAUAGUUUUGUCUGUUCAUCUUCUGGUAUCACUAUGAGAUGAUGUAGUUUUUAUUUAUAUAGUGUAGGAGUUUAUAUUUAUUUAUCUAAUGUUUCUAUCUGUAUUGUUUAUACUAUUUAUAUAGUGUUUAUUUUGCUAGUCUGUGUGUUUUUAGGCCAUACAGGUAAGUGAUUUAGACAUUGUGUACAUUCUGUAUGGUG
Protopterus annectens (West African lungfish) is the source of this 2187-nucleotide messenger RNA. Its product is annotated as tumor necrosis factor receptor superfamily member 14-like. Gene Ontology annotation, biological process: positive regulation of peptidyl-tyrosine phosphorylation; signal transduction; negative regulation of alpha-beta T cell proliferation. Gene Ontology annotation, molecular function: protein binding; transmembrane signaling receptor activity. Gene Ontology annotation, cellular component: membrane; external side of plasma membrane. The transcript has 8 exons. The coding region runs from base 679 to 1425 and encodes 248 amino acids. The record is from RefSeq and is a predicted model, not a curated record. NCBI's taxonomy places the organism in Eukaryota, Metazoa, Chordata, Ceratodontiformes, Protopteridae.